This is a messenger RNA of Cryptomeria japonica (Japanese cedar), 2373 nucleotides long. RefSeq names its product importin beta-like SAD2. The transcript has 5 exons. The record is from RefSeq and is a predicted model, not a curated record. Bases 768 to 1100 code for a protein of 110 amino acids. Gene Ontology annotation, biological process: protein import into nucleus. NCBI's taxonomy places the organism in Eukaryota, Viridiplantae, Streptophyta, Pinopsida, Cupressales, Cupressaceae. Gene Ontology annotation, cellular component: cytosol; nuclear envelope.
UAAAAAACUAAAAAUUACAUAUAUUCUGCUAAAAUGAGACUCUACAAAUACAAACUGCAGAUUGCAACAUGAAGGAGAAGAGCUUCAUAUAUUUGGCUAUGGCUGACAGACUAGAGGAAGUGCAUAGCUCAUACUUAAAACCACUCCACAGACGACGGUGCAGCGGAAGAUGAUGAUAAUAUCUCUUCAAUUCUCCCUCGAACGCGAAAAAUACGAGCAUUCCAGCAGCAACAAUGGCGGAAACAAUAAAAAAUUCCCAUCUAUAAGGGCAGAUAAGGGCGUUGUUAUUCAUCCCCCAGACAGCACAGCUCUAGCAUCAGUUUUGAUGAAUUUCCUGCAAACUUGAAUGGGAGCUUCCACGAGUAAGGAGACAUUCGAUUUCAAUUCGCUCAGAACCCUUUACUUCACUCACCGAUCUUUCAUCUCUAUCCGAACGUCAGUUUACUGGGCCACUCUUAAUAAGACGGAGCACCAUUUGGGGAAAUUGACGGAGGAUCUGCCGCGGAAUCAAUUUCCAGGGUUUCCUUUAGUAUUUUCGCCGUCAAUUGGUGAAAGCAUUUCAAGUCCAAUAUAUAUCAACUUUUUAAACCACAACUUGAUAUAUUGCUUUUUGAAAUAAUCUUCCUUUUACGUGCUUCAAUAAUAACGAUGAGACUCUGGCUUGAAGACCCUCAUGAAUAUGUCAGGAAAGAUUUUUGAUAUUAUUGAAGAUCUGUACAGUCCACACACUGCAUCCAUAGAUUUCAUUACAAAGCUAGUGCAGAAACAUGGAAAAGAAAAUCUCCAGGGAUUCCUUUCCUUUGUUAGGAAUUUUUUUUUUCAGCUAUGAUGAGGCAGCUCCAGGCUACAAACCAUAUAGACAGAAAGAUGGUGCUCUUUUAGCUAUUGAGGUCUUAUUUGAUAAGCUGAAGCAGACUGAGCCAUAUAAAUGUCAGCCGGAACAAAUGCUAGUGCAGCAUGCAUUUCCUGAGUUUGGAAGCCAAGUUGAUCAUUCGAGCGCAAAGGAUCUCAAAAUUGAUUUAUUAUUCAUUACAGUUCUAGAUGAAGCACUGUAUAGCAUUUUCCAUUACACGGGUAUUGGAAGUUGGCAGAAAAUUUGAAAGCUGUCGCCUAUUUCCUGGAAAUGAAAUUUUGUUUCCAAGAAAAAUUUCAGCUUCAGAUCAGUCCGAGUAUUAUGCUAAUAAGCUUGCAGUAAACUCCAUUGCAUAGUUGGUGGUAAUGCAUCUAUCAGUGCUGAAUAUGCUGUCAGCAAAACUAGUGCCGUUUGAGGGGUUUUGCAUCUUGGUUUUUGAAAGCUUGGCUGCACACUUGAAAUGUGAAUUAGAGGGUGGCUUCUCUAAGAGCAAUGAACUAUAUUUUUCUUGUUUUAGUGCUUACGUUUACCCUUACUGUUCAGGCAUAAUGCUAAGCUGUUUGUAUCAUUCCUACCUUGAGACAAUUUAUGAUGUGAUGUACAAAGGAUCCUUCUUGAAUUAAUAAUGUCCCAUACAUAAGCGGGAAUAACAUCCUGAUAUAGGGGACAUAACUGGUGAUAUAGUGGCAGAUAGGGUGUUGUUAUUCAACCCUCCAGAGAGCAUGGUUAACAUCAGUUUUAAUUGAAUUUUCAGGUACACUUAACAUAUUUCCACAGAGACAAGGCCAUGGAAGCUUACUGGAGUAAGGUGCCACUUGAUUUCGUUUUGCGAAAGACCCUUCUUGAAUUUGUAAUGUCCCAUACACAACCAGCAUGUCCUUAGUGAAGUGAAAUCAAGUGGCUCCUUAUUCCAGUAAGCCCCCAUGGCCUUGUCUGUGCAGAAAUGUGUUCAAGUAUGCUUGGAAGAUUAGUUAAAACUGAUGGUAACCCUGUCUGGAGGAUUGAAUAACAAUGUCCUUAUCUGCCGCUAUUGGUGGGCAGUUUUUAUUAUUUGAGCCAUUGUUGCUGUUGGAAUGCUCAUAGUUUUCACGUUUGAGGGAGCAUUGGAGAGAUAUAAUCAUCAUCUUGUGCGGCACCGUCGUUUGUGGAGUGGUUUUAAGUAUGAGGUAUGCACUUCCUAUAGUGUGUCAGCCAUAGUGAAAUAUAUGAAGUUCUCUCCAUCAUGUUCUAAUCAGCUGCUUGUAGAGUCUAAUUUUAGUAUAAUAUAUGUAAUAGGUUUGUAGAGUUUUGGCAUUCCAUUGUUUUUAUAAGGUUGAAGAGCAGAUCUUGGACUGUGUAAGCCAUUGAUAAAUAUAUGUAGUUCUUGUCUCCAUUACGUUGCUUCUAUUGGUAAUCUGCAGUUCAUAAUUUGAAAAUCCAUGGUUAUAGAGUCAAUAUAUGUAAUGUAUUUGUAGAGUUUUGGUAUUCCAUUAUUAUUGUAUGGUAUUGAACAGCAGAUUAAAUAUUAUUCCAUUCUAUUA